Messenger RNA from Penicillium griseofulvum, 1131 nucleotides. RefSeq names its product Cation transporter. The coding region runs from base 1 to 1131 and encodes 376 amino acids. The transcript is spliced from 4 exons. The record is from RefSeq and is a predicted model, not a curated record. NCBI's taxonomy places the organism in Eukaryota, Fungi, Ascomycota, Eurotiomycetes, Eurotiales, Aspergillaceae. Gene Ontology annotation, cellular component: plasma membrane. Gene Ontology annotation, molecular function: high-affinity potassium ion transmembrane transporter activity. Gene Ontology annotation, biological process: intracellular potassium ion homeostasis; potassium ion import across plasma membrane.
AUGGCUGAUCUUUUGGAAUUCAAUCCACUCAGACUACACUAUGCCUACUUUAUUUUAACAUCUUUCAUCGGAAGUAUCAUAUUCUAUACCGCCCCAUCGCCUAUUCAUGGUCUCCAAUAUCCCGAUGCUUUGUUUAUGUGUUUCAGUGCCAUGACAGGAACUGGGCUGGGCGUGCAGGGCACCCUGUUUGUCCUUCUUAUUCUUGGACACGCAUUUCCUAUAUUUGCAACCAUCUCUCUAUUCCGUGCCUGGAUGCUCCGAUCUGCUCUGAAAGAUAACCCAGACAAGGAAAAGAAGAGACAAAAGGAAAAGAAACAAAUGGCUUGUGUUGAAGAGGGUACCUUGUCUACCGAUGUUAUAGGCAAGGCAAAAAUCGCCAAUAUAGUGACAGAAGUUCAAUCGGAUAUCUCGUCCCCUUGUGAACCUGAAGGAUGGAACAAGUAUGGCAUUGUCGUUGUCACAGAUCGGGUACAUCCCAACCAAGCCCAAGACCCAAUCGACUGCAAUGAACCAGCCGAGGCAGAGUACAGGGUAAUUGAGUACAAGGCAAUUCUCUUGACGGCAGUACUUACCAUGAUCUAUUUCAUCGGGUUCCUCAUCAUCGGUAUCAUGAGCAUCGGCCUUUGGUCCAAGUUCAUUCGCCCAGACAUUCCACGGGAGGAUGAAACCUCCCCUUUUUGGGCAGGUGCUUUUCUUGCUACAUCUGCGCUUUGCAACAACGGCAUGUCCCUCAUUGAUACUAACAUGAGCCCUUAUCAAAAGGAGCCCUUUCCACUUCUUGCCUGUGGCGUUCUCAUCCUUGCUGGAAACACGCUUUUCCCUUGCUUAUUACGACUCUAUAUCUGGAUUUUGAGAAAGAUGCUGCUAAAUAAUCCUACUUGGCAGUCGUGGCGACAAAUAUUCGAUUUCGCCCUCGAUCAAUCCCAAAAGAUCUCAGGUUACUUGUACCCUGCUUGGCAUACAUGGUUUCUAUUGAGUACAGUCCUAUUCUUUAAUGCUAUCAUGUGGGGUGGGUUUGAGGUUGCUGCCAUCCGUGACGAGGAGAUUGCUUCUCUUUCACCCAACUUCCGCGUCCUAGAUGGGCUUUUCCAGGCUUUAGGUAUCUCAUUCCGGUCUUUCAUUGAUAAAUAG